This is a messenger RNA of Thlaspi arvense, 1726 nucleotides long. The record is from the annotation of a GenBank genome assembly. Lineage: Eukaryota; Viridiplantae; Streptophyta; Magnoliopsida; Brassicales; Brassicaceae.
UAACGGCCCACUUUGUUUUGGCGAAGAGACAUCAACGAGAGAGUCCGGCUGGUUCUCUUCUCUUGUGCACUCUCGUCAAAUUCGUCGGUUUUCGAGGCAAGAUAAAGUGGCGCCUUGGAUUUUAAAUCGGAGAAGAUUGAUUUUUUUCUGUCGCUUCCGAGAGAUACGUAAGCCCUAAUUGUUCAAAUUCAACAUGAUCUUAAGGACUCCGCCGCCGAAGAAGCUCCGGACCGACGCCGGAGGCAGCCCACCCCCCACCGGCGCCGCUAGCUCCGGAAAGCAGCUCAUUAUUUACGAAGAUUCUCCUCUUCCCGCUCCAAUACAAACAACUUUUCAUGAUCAUUCCGAUCAGUACCUUUGCACCUAUCAAUGUCGCCAAAUGGUUAAAGCUGAUGUUCUAGAUGCCUUAAGCAAAGCAGAGAAACAAGCCCAGGAAUAUCAGACCAAAUUACAGACUCUAAAUCAGAAUUUUAACGAAGCAGACGCAGAAAGAAAGCACUUACGAGAUAAGUUCUUAUACUCAGAGCAAGAACUGGCUGCUGCAAAAGGGCGUGAAAAGAUGCUUCAGGAGCAGCUCUUAACGGAGAUCAACACUUCUCAAGCGCGGUAUACAAAAGAACUACAAUCUUGCCAUGAACUGGAGGUAAAACUUCAAAAUGAAACGAAUCUUCGACAGAAAGCCGAGUCUUCUGUUGCAACAGCAGAAGAAAAAGCUAAACUUUUGGAAGAGAAACUAAGUCAGCUAUCUGGUAGUGUGGACAGGGAGAAAACACGUGUGAACAAUGAUAUUGCCCACUUGGGUAAAGAAGCAAAGCUUUCUGUAUCUAGGAUUGGUGCAGAUCUUGAAAGGAUGCAAUGCAGAGCAGAAAGUGCAGAGGCGGAAACAGAUCUCUUAAGAUCACAGCUGGAGCAUCUUAAGCAGAAAUUUGACGAGUGUUUACACGAAAAAACUAAAGUAGACAAAAAGCUUUCGUCAUUCACUUCUCAAGCGGCAUCUUCUUCAGAUAACAGUGUAUUGAUUAAAAAUCUCCAGGAGGAACUUAAGCGCUAUGAAGCUGAAAUAAGCAUGGACACUUUGGAGGAUGAAUUAUCCUCUUGGAAGUCAUUGCUAAACAACAUUCCCGGUGUAUCCUGUCCUGAUGACAUAAUGGUGAAAUUCUUGGCGCUGCAAAAGGAGGUGCUUGAUAGCACUAUGAAGAUUGGUGAAGUAAGUACACGUUUUAAUCAACUGCAGGCGGCUCUGGAUGCUGCACAACUUGGCAGGCAGAAUGCUGAAACUGAGGCUGCAUUAGCUAAAGAGAAAUCCGAGGCACUCAAAUCAGAUAUGAAGAGGACUGAAGUAAUGCUUUCUUUGGUCACUGAAGAGAAAGAACAACUAAAAGCUGUUGUUAGUGAACUAAGGAAGUCCAACAGUGAAGGACCUGUGUCCGGGGUCACAGAUGUAACUCUUGUUCAGGGGAUUGAAUCUUCUCUUGCGAACAAGGAGAACUAUCUUAAAGAGUUAGAGAAGGAGCUAAGUCAACUGAAAGAUGUCAAUAAUCGUCAACGUGCUGAAAUAGAACAUCUAAAUGAUAAAUUAGCCAGUGAAGCAAGGAGAAUGAAGUCGCUGGAAAGGGAUAGCGAUCGUCUUUGCUCGGAGAUCUCUUUGCUGGAGUCAAGGCUAUUGGAACUUUUACCUUCCAUGGUUGAAAUGGAUUUGACGUACUGCGCCUUUUGUCUGUCUUAG